This is a messenger RNA of Triplophysa dalaica, 7138 nucleotides long. It is a transcript of the gene itgb4, whose product is annotated as integrin, beta 4. The coding region runs from base 401 to 6241 and encodes 1946 amino acids. The record is from RefSeq and is a predicted model, not a curated record. Gene Ontology annotation, molecular function: integrin binding. Gene Ontology annotation, cellular component: integrin complex; cell surface; membrane. Lineage: Eukaryota; Metazoa; Chordata; Actinopteri; Cypriniformes; Nemacheilidae. Gene Ontology annotation, biological process: cell-matrix adhesion; cell migration; cell adhesion mediated by integrin. The transcript is spliced from 42 exons.
AAGCGACAGGGCAGAAGUGAAGGUGGAGAGGUUGUGUUACCUCACCAAGUGAGAAGAGAGAAAGGAAGGGUGUGGCCAUAAACCACCUGGACCACUUGAGCGGAGAGGAGGGAUUUCAUUUUAGAGACCAGACACAUGUUCACUCUUAAACACAAGCAAUAUCUGAGGUUUAUAUUCAGACAGUAUUCUGCAGCACAGAGGGGUUUAGUGGGGGACUUUUUCCAGCAAGAGCAAGAAGUUACCUUUUUCUUGGAGUUGUACAAAACAAGUGGAAAACCUGUUUUCUCUCUUUGGUUAAACAUUGGACAGUAGGCAAAGAAUUAAGGAUUUUCUUUUAGAGUUGUUGCUGCUGGUUGGACUCUGGGACUUGGACUGGGAAACAGCAGACUAAGAGACUGCAAUGGGAGGAUGGGCGCUGGGUCUCGUUGUGGGGAUCAACAUUCUCAUGCUUACUGUCACAUCCAGCCACGCUAAUGAUGUGAAUCACUGUACAGUUGUCAGGACAAAAACCUGCUCAGAGUGUAUCCAGAUCGGCUCAGGAUGUUCAUACUGUUCUGAUGAUAAUUUCGAGUAUGAUCGGUGUGAUUUGAAGGCUAACCUGGAUGCCCAUAAGUGUCAGCUGCUGGUAACAGUUGAGAGUACCAAAGAAAUGCAAAGGAACCAACAGGUCAACAAGAUGCUGAAGCUGCCACAGGUGGCUCCUCAGAAGAUGCUCAUGACAUUUCUCCCCGGUGAGGAGAAGGAGGUGGAGAUGGAGGUCUUUGAGCCGACCCGUGGUCCUCUGGAUCUCUACAUCCUCAUGGACUUCUCUAACUCGAUGUCUGACGAUCUGGACAACCUGAAGAGAAUGGGGGACCAGCUGGCUCAACUUGUCGGGGAAAUCUCUGAUGACUACACCAUUGGAUUUGGCAAGUUUGUGGACAAAGUCGUAGAACCACAGACAGACAUGAGACCCUCCAAGUUAAAGCAGCCGUGGCCCGACAGCGAUCCUCCUUUUUCAUUUCGUAACAUCAUUCCUCUCACCAAAAACAUAACCUAUUUCAGACAGAUACUGCAGAUGGAGCGAAUAUCUGGCAACCAGGAUGCCCCGGAGGGGGGAUUUGAUGCUAUUUUACAAGCUGCCGUAUGCCAGACUGAGAUUGGCUGGAGGGAACACAGCACCCACUUGCUGGUCUUCUCCACUGAAUCUGCUUUUCAUUAUGAGGCAGACGGCACCAAUGUGCUCGCGGGUAUUUUGGAUCGUAACGAUGAGAAAUGCCAUUUGAAUCCAGAGGGACAUUACACACACGACACCCUUCAAGAUUACCCAUCUAUACCCACACUAGUACGACUUCUGGUUAAGCACAACAUCAUCCCGAUCUUUGCCAUCACCAACCACUCCUACUCGUACUACGAGAAACUGUAUAACUACUUUCCAAUCGCUGAAAUUGGACAGCUACAGGAAGAUUCUUCCAACAUUCUGAGCAUCUUAAGAAAAGCUUUCGAUAAUAUUCGUUCCAAGCUCAGUAUGCGUUUUGAGGACAAACCAAAAGCACUGGAAUCUAAAAUUCUCUAUCAGUCCGGCAGUAGGUGGGAAUAUAAUAAAUCGGGAAAUUUCAGAGUCGAACCAGGCGAAAUCGGUAAAUUUAAGGUCAGUCUAAAAGCCCUUACUCAGGUUGGGGCAGACCCUGUGUGUAAGGCUGACCUGGCUGUCCGGUCAGGAACUAUGAGAGUCAAACCCACCACCUUUAGCUCUGCCUUCAUUAUCGACACUGAAGUGCUUUGUCCAAAAUGCGACUGUGAAAAGAACCCGGAUAAAAAUGCAGCACGCUGUAACAGUCAUGGAGAUUUGGUGUGUGGGAAAUGCCAGUGUAACAGUGGAUGGCUAGGUCCCUUCUGUAACUGUUCUGCUGGAGAAUCCAAAGACUCCCCCCUGUGUUUGAAGCCCGGCAAGAAGGAGCCGUGUUCUGGCAGGGGAGACUGCAUGUGCGGUACCUGCGUGUGCUAUAACCCCAACCAGUUUGAGGGGCCCUUCUGCGAGUUUGACAAAUCUCAGUGUCCGAGAUUUGGUGGAUUUCUAUGCAAUGACCGUGGAAUCUGCAGUAUGGGGAAAUGUUUGUGUUCGCCUGGCUGGAGUGGAGAUGCCUGUGAUUGUCCAACCAUCAACCAAACGUGUCUGGACAUCAAAGGGGGUAUCUGUAAUGGCCGUGGUGAAUGUAUAUGUGGCCGGUGUAAGUGUGAGCACUCUGGACUCCAGCUGAGCCUCACUUGUGAAGCCAACUUCCAGGCUCAGCUGGGCAUGUGUGAAGCCAAAAGGAGCUGCGUUCAGUGCCAAGCCUGGAACACUGGCGAGAGGAAAGGCAACAAGUGUGAUGAGUGUACAUUUCAGUCCGUCUUGGUAGAUGAACUGGAGGAUGAUGGUAACGUGAUUGAGAAGUGUAGUUUCCGUGAUGAAGAUGACGACUGCACGUACCACUACACUGUGAAUUAUCCGUUAGACAACACGGCCAAAGAUCAUCGUGUCCUGGUGAAGAAAAAGAGGGACUGUCCACCUGGAGGUUUCCUGUGGUUAAUUCCUCUCAUAAUGUUUCUGAUGCUCCUGCUGGGUUUGCUAUUACUCUGCUGCUGGAAAUAUUGCGCCUGCUGCAAGGCUUGCCUCGCUCUCCUACCCUGCUGUGGCAGAGGUCGUAUGGUUGGAUUCAAAGAAGAUCACUACAUGCUACGUCAGUCAUUGUUGACCUCUGAUCAUCUGGAUACCCCGAUGGUGCGCACCAGUCCACUCAAGAGCACUGACGUGGUGCGCUGGAAAGUGACCGAUAACGUUCAUCGACCACCAAACCACCCCCAGAACCAGAUCGAGCCCAACCCCAAAGAGACCAUACAAUUUCCGGUCUCCCUACGUCUGAACCGGCAGUAUUCCGAACCUCUUUCGCUGCCCGAUGCUCGGGAAACAGACAUGCUCAGACGAGAGGUGGAGGAGAACCUCAAUGACGUGUUCAUGCAGAUCCCUGGUGCGCAGACAGUGCAUAGAACCAGGUUCAGGACACAAAGAAAUUCUGGAAAGAGACAGAACUACACAAUUGUUGACACGGUUUUAUCAGCCCCACGUGCCAGUUACCCUGAUAUUGUGAAACUAACAGACAAACAGGUUCAGGCUGGAAACUUCCGUGACCUAAAAGUGGUUCCAGGCUACUACACCGUAGCGAAUGAUAGAGAGGCGGCAGGCGCUGUAGAGUUUCAGGAGGGUGUGGAGUCUGUGGACGUCCGGAUUCCACUCUUCAUCAAAGAUGAGGAUGAUGAAAAGAAGGAGCUGCUUGUGCAAGCUGUAGAUGUGCCAGUUGGAAUUGCCAAGAUCGGCAAAGAUCAUGUCAACAUCACUGUGAUAAAGGAACACGCUCGCAGCAUCUUUACCUUCCUGCAGCCAUCAUACACCUUCAGUCGGCAGGAUGGUGUUGCAAACAUUCCCAUCAACCGUGAGAUCAUUGAGGAUGGACGAACACAGGUCUCAUACUGCACCCGAGACCUCACCGCCAAAGACAAAAAGGACUAUAUUACAGUUGAUGGGGAUUUGAGUUAUGGAACUGGUGAGAAGGACAAGACUGUCCCAGUGAAACUAUUGGAGCUCGGGGAGGGAGAUGCACUUCUGGGGGACAAGCAGGUCAAACAGUUUGUGAUGGAUCUCAGUAACCCACGGCAAGGCGCUAAACUUGGCCGAUACCCACGAACCACUAUCACGAUCGCCGAUAAAGGAGAACCUGGUAUUGUGAUGUUUAAGAAAAGCACUCAAACUUUCAAUACAACGGAUCCCAGCUACUCCAUCCCUGUGGUACGUACCCGAAACCAGGAUGGUCCGACCACCGUUUACUGGCGCACAAACAAAGCAUCGCGCCUCGACCUCUCUGGUCCUAUAAAAUUUGGACCGGGCGAAACCGAAAAGAACGUUGUGAUUGACCCUCGUGCAAAUCCAUCAUCUGUCAUACCUGAGACGUUCCAACUGGAGCUGUACAACCCAAGCCCCAAUGUAACAAUUGGAGAGAAAAAUACCACGCUGGUGAACGUAUUUGAUGGUAGAGGAGAUAAUAAAAGUCAGGAGUUCCAGAAAAUAGAUCACAUGAAUCUCAAGGGCGCGUCUCCUGGAGGACCUCUCUAUUCCCCGACCAACAUCAAAGCUGUACCCACGGGUCCCAAAAACAUACAAGUGAACUGGAACCCCAGUGGAAAUGCCACUGGUUACAGGGUGAAGUACUGGAUUUAUGGAGAUCCUGAGGCUGAUGCACAGGUGAUGGAUGUAAAGUCUCCUCAUGCUGAGUUUACCAAUCUCUACCCUUACUGUGAUUAUGAGAUGCGUGUAUGUGCCUACAAUUCACUUGGAGAUGGCAACUACAGCGACAUAAUCCCAUGCAAGACUCUUGAGGAUGUUCCUGGUGAACCUGGUCGAUUGGCUUUUAAUGUUAUUAGCCACACUGUCACUCAAGUUAGCUGGGCGGAGCCAGCAGAGACAAAUGGUCUUAUAACUUCCUAUGAGGUCAUCUACACACCUAUCGAUGAGGACAAAAAGCCUCAAGGAGUACCUAAGAAGGUGAUGAUUGAUAACCCUAAAAAGCGGAUGCUGCUCAUCGAGAACCUUCAGCCUUCUCAGACAUACUGUUACAAAGUGCGCGCUCGCAACAAGGUGGGCUGGGGUCCAUACAAAGAAGCCACCAUCAACCUGGCUUCACAGCCUGCCAGACCCAUGUCAAUUCCCAUCAUUCCAGACAUUCCCAUUGUGGAUGCAGAAGCUGGUGAUGAGUAUGACAGUUACCUGAUGUACAGUAAUGAAGUACUACGAUCUCCAACCAGCAGCCAGAGACCAAGUGUGACGGACCUGACUGAUGAUCAGGUUAUAAAUGGAAAAUGGGACUCAAACUUCUUGUUCCCUGGAGGAAGCAGUUCUCUGUCGCGCAACGUCAGCUCUUCGUCAUCCACGUACAGCCAUUCCAUACCUCGUCCGGGUGGGAGCAAUCACAGCACCACAACGACGUAUAUUUCUGGCAAAGGGGGCUCAACCACUCACAGAUUCGAUGGGGGACUCCUCAGAGACGAGGUGACGCUGAGGAAACGUUCUGAGAAUUGGCAUUACACGGACAAUGAUGGUGUGAGAGACUCCAUCGUCAUGGGAAACCUCUCUGGUGGAUUUUUGGACAAUAUAGGGGUCUCUAGCUUCAGCCAGAGUACAACAACCAACUACAGCAUGAGCUCCAGAACUCGUACCCAAUCUGAGGAUAUCAACGAUGCGUUGCAGAACCUGGAUAUGGUUCUUCAUGACUCUCGCAUAAACCCUAGCAUUCCUGAGACUCCCAGCAGAUUGGUGUUCUCUGCUUUGGGACCCACUGCCCUCAAAGUGAGCUGGCAGGAGCCUCAUUGCGAGACGGAUGUUUUGGGAUACUGUGUCAUUUACCAGCUUAUCAAUGGAGGCGAGUACACUGAAUUAAAUGGCUGGACGUUCCAGAAUGAUGAUGCUGUUGGUGAGAUCAAACGUAUUGAGGUAAAGAAUCCAGCACAGAACUCUGUGGUGGUGCAGGACCUUCUUCCCAACCAAUCCUACGUCUUCAAAGUAAAAGCCCAGAGUCGGGAGGGCUGGGGUUCUGAGAGAGAGGGAGUCAUUACCAUUGAAUCUGCCGUCGACCCCAAGAGUCCACUUAGCCCCAUGCCAGGGUCUCCAUUUACUCUUAGCACACCAAGUGCUCCAGGACCUUUGGUCUUCACGGCUUUGAGUCCAGACACCCUUCAGCUAAGCUGGGAGAGACCCCGUAAACCCAACGGAGAUAUCCUGGGCUAUGUGGUCACCUGCGAACAGCUGCACAGCGGAGGAGAUCUUCGGUCCUUCAAGGUGGAAGGCAAUGCUGCAACGUCAUUGACUGUGUCUGACCUAAAAGAAAACAUGCCGUACAAAUUCAAAGUUCAAGCCCAGACCACACAGGGCUUUGGACCGGAGAGAGAGGGAAUCAUCACCAUAGAAUCUCAAGAUGGAGGCUCCAUGUCACAGUUUAGCAGUCAAUCAGCUACAAGAAGGGAAGUUUUCAACUUACCAACAGAAAUGACAACACGCACAAUGUUCUCAGAACCCUUUGUGUCUCCAGAGGGCAUGAUGAUGAUGUCGAGCAGACACAUUACUGAGUCGAGUGGUGGUUCCAUCACCCGGCAGGUGGAGAUGGUGCAGAGGGGAGUCGUGUCCGGCACCACAGUCACAAAGAGAGUAGACCGACAGUACUUCGAGUCAUAAACCCCUUGACACUCAAUCUGCCUUCUGAUAAAAUCACAUGACCAAGCAACAUUACACAUAUUGUGGAACUUUGUGUUAGUUGAAUCAUGUGUGAUUUUAGCUGAGCUCUUCCUUGAAUCAUCAACAAGGUCAUCAAAGCCUUGAUACGUUAUUGAAUGUAAAAACCUUUGAGUGUUAUGAGAAUCAUUAUCAAGACGUGCUCCAUGGGAUACGGUUGUGGAUAUUCUGUUUCCUGUUUGAACUGGACAGCUUUAUUCUUGGUUAGGUCAGAUUUCAUCCUUGGGAUGUUUGUAAGUUGGUUUUGAAAACAUUUCAUGUUUAUGUUUCUCAGCAAAUGCACCAUAUGUAAUUUACGGUGUAUAUUUCAAGAUUCGUAUUCUCCCACCCUCUCGAAUAAUUUUAUUUUUGAGGGUUACAUAAAAUGUUGUUGCAUAUGGACUCCAUUCUGAGGAUUGUAAAAAUGUUACUGAGGUUUUUUUUAUCGCCUGUUGCAAGAUGUGCUGUUGUAACAUUAGGCAUGUGGCUAUAUUUAAGACACAAAUAUGUUUUAGAUGCUGGUGAGCAAUACUUGCAUUAUUUCACUUAGUGAACCAGCAGCUAGUAAGAACUACUCGAGUCUGCUGGUUUUGUGCUUUAUGCUACUGAUCAUUUGAAAAAGAUUUUCAACUUUGUACCUAUGCACCUUAUUUGUUGAAUUACUUUUUUACUGCAUUUAUACAUUUUAUAUGGUACUUCUCACUUGACAAAAUAUAUUUUAAAUUUUUAUAUUGAAAUACUAUCUUAUCAUAUUCAAAGUGGAGCAUAUAACCGGUCUACAUUUCUCUGUGGAAAGCAAAAACCUUUUUGUGUGCAUGUCAGUUCACCAUACUAAAUUAAACAAUAAAACGUUGUAUCACA